Dibothriocephalus latus is the source of this 126-nucleotide messenger RNA. The record is from the annotation of a GenBank genome assembly. NCBI's taxonomy places the organism in Eukaryota, Metazoa, Platyhelminthes, Cestoda, Diphyllobothriidea, Diphyllobothriidae.
GCCUUCCUCUCCACUGCGCCCGCGCUGGUGCCCUGCAUUCAAAGUUAUGCCCGGCACAUACCCAAUGUGGCUGACGACCUCGCCCGUUUGCGAGACUUUGCUCAGAACCUGAACUUGAGUCUCUGA